Botrytis fragariae is the source of this 465-nucleotide messenger RNA. RefSeq names its product putative fad binding domain-containing protein. The coding region runs from base 1 to 465 and encodes 154 amino acids. The record is from RefSeq and is a predicted model, not a curated record. Gene Ontology annotation, molecular function: flavin adenine dinucleotide binding. NCBI's taxonomy places the organism in Eukaryota, Fungi, Ascomycota, Leotiomycetes, Helotiales, Sclerotiniaceae. The transcript is spliced from 4 exons.
AUGUCUAGCCAGAAUAACGCUCAAAUAACUAAACGGAAGGAAUUGACUCAAUCGACCAAAUGGGUCAUGAAAUUUCUUCCGAGUCUGCAAUUAUUGAGUACCGGUCCCAUGAACAGUUUCAACAGGAUCAUUGGAUGCGAAAUUGAGAUACCUAAAAGUACCAGCCAUUCUUCUUCCACACCGGUAUCAGAAAACAAGACAGACUUACUUGCUAUUGAGCGCCAACCCAUCCGUGCUUCGCCAAAGAUCCCGAACCCUCGGUGCAAAAGCCACAGAAUCGUUGGCCUUAUUCCUUUCUGCCUCGGAGGUGGUAUUAGUAUUUGGACUGGUACAAUCGAUUUCAGUUGCGAUCAAAUACUGACGGCAGAAAUCAUCACUGCCGAUGGUUCCCUUAUUCACGCGAGUACAGAUUACGGAGGAAGUGUGCAGGGUGAUGGAACGAUUAAUAGUCACCACGAAGCAUAA